CACGUAUCGUGUACAUGAGAACUUGUACAUACAUACAACACGCGUACAUUUAAGCUGUGAGGUAGGCGCCUUAGUGCUACGGCGCAUUUGCUAGUACCAACGGUCCGCGUUUAUCGACUAUCGUGUGUGUUCUGUGGCUAAUGCGAUCCACUGACUCUGAAUACAAGAAUUUACGUGUUUCUUCGUAAACGUUACCAUUAUUAAACAUGAUGGAUGUGCAGAGCCGAUACAAAGUGAUUCCUGCGAGAAGCGAUGGCUGUAAGAAUCAAACACCGCCAACCCUACUUUCGAGUUUGAGAAGCGUCCUUUUCGUAAUUGGAACGGUGGUGAUCGGAUUUGCUGCAUUUUGCAACUCACUAACAUGGCACUUACAGAGAUUCUGGGGAGCAUCCGGCGAUUUCUGGCAAGCACAAUGGGACAAAAUUUUAGACAAACUAGGAGAUGAUCCCGUUACCCUCUGGGUUUAUGGGUCGUUGGGACUAACGUUUUUCGUGUACUGGCUGUUCGGCGGUAUAUACACGAUCCUAGACCUAACUAAUCGGCCAGCCGCUUUGCGAAGAUACAAAAUACAGCCUGGCACGAACGAACCCGUCAACACGAAGGACUUGUGUAAAGUAAUCGCUCAAGUACUGUUCAAUCAGAUCAUUGUUGGACUUCCUCUGGCAUACGUCAGUUAUCACUUUAUGGAAUGGCGCGGUUAUCCCCCUGUACGCGAAUUACCGACCUUCCACUGGGUGCUCGUUGAAAUCGCCAUUCACAUAUUGUGCGAGGAAAUUGGAUUUUAUUACUCCCACAGAUUUCUACAUAGCCGCUAUUUGUAUAAGUAUAUACAUAAACAACACCACGAAUGGACGGCCCCUAUAGCUGUAACGUCACUGUAUUGCCAUCCUUUAGAACAUAUUGGCUCGAAUCUAUUACCACCGUUUUUGGGAGUAUUCAUCGUAGGUUCUCACGUGGCUACCGCUUGGCUUUGGUUCUCCCUUGCUAUUCUUUCCACGUUGAACGCUCACUCUGGUUACCACUUACCAUUCUUUCCAUCUCCAGAAGCUCAUGAUUUCCAUCACUUAAAAUUCAAUCAGUGCUUCGGAGUUUUGGGAGUGUUAGACCGUAUUCAUGGAACCGACACACAAUUUCGUAAUUCUAGAGCGUACCAGCGACACGUUAUAAUGCUUAGCUUAGUACCACCGAGAGAAGCUUUUCCGGAUCAAGUGAAAUAUAAAUUUAAAUAAGCAGGACUUUUUUCAGUACUAUCAUUUAAUAUGAAAGUUCGUUGUGAAACUAUAUUUAGUAUAAAAAUGCAAGUAUAAGAUACUUCAGGGUUUUAAGUAUUAUCUUCGUUUGUAUUACACUUCAUCGAGAGCAGUUAAUUAGCAUAAAUCAGUCAAGCUACAUUUUUCAUAUGCUUUUCUACUUUUCUUUUUUUGUAUGAGAACUGUACAUUUUGAAUUAAUUUUAUUCUAUUAUGCAAUCUUAAUUCAUGUAAACAUGAUUAUGGUGUGCUCGUAAAAUGUUAUUGUUAAACACUGUCUGUUUUUUUAAACAGUGUUGAUCACCAUGGACUUCCCAAGGGAAACUGACAAUGUAGGAGAGGUGACCACCAAUUAUUGAAUCCGUGGCCCGCUUACUUGCAUGUAAACGUUUGCGCGGAAAAAUUUGAAUUUGUAUUUAUAUUAUUCAUAUUUCUUAUUUCUAUACUAAAUUUUAUAAUAUUUAAUAACUAAAAAUUAUAUUUUUUCUAAAUUACUCUUAAUAUUAAAAAAACUUCAAAAUUAAGAAUUUGAGAGUUCCUGCUUUCCCUACAUUGUUAUUUUCCCUUAGGAAGCCUACUUUGCUCGAUACGAUACAAUAUCGUAUUCAAUGUAAUGAUAUUAGAUUAUUUUUAAUCAGCACUAUCAGAUACAAGAACAAUCCUUCUAACCUUACAAUAUUGUAUGGAAUAUUGUAUCGCGUUCUAUUUUCUUUUUUCAUCCAAAACUAUAAUAAGAUCCCUGGGAUAUUACAAAAAUUUUACCAUAACUCUAAAGGACGAACUUUAGAUUAUUAGAAUAUCUUUUUUACGACAAAAUAUACUGUUGGAAAAUCUAGAAUUAUAUCGUGUACUGUUAUCAAGUCGAAUUACUAUUUUUAUAUUUAGUUCCAUAAUGAAAGCAAUGACUUAAUAUAAAUUUAAUCUAACAAUAAGAUGAAAUUAUGAUUAUAAUAUUAUAGUAAAGAGAAAAAUAAUCAUUCUAGAUUGUCAUAAGCGGUCGGAGAUUAUGCAUUUCAAAGUUUCAAAUUUGCAAAACAAAUCAAGUCAAAAUUGUUUUAAACGAUUAAGAUUAAACGUCAUUAACGUCAAUAAUCAUAUUUUUCUCUAAUUCAAAUUUAUGCACAUAAUAAAAACACGCAGAUCAAAUCAUGGAA
Molecule: messenger RNA, 2403 nt
Organism: Osmia bicornis bicornis
Lineage: Eukaryota; Metazoa; Arthropoda; Insecta; Hymenoptera; Megachilidae
Product: fatty acid hydroxylase domain-containing protein 2
Exons: 6
Coding region: 207-1229 (340 amino acids)
Biological process (GO): sterol biosynthetic process
Molecular function (GO): iron ion binding; C-4 methylsterol oxidase activity
Source: RefSeq, a predicted model, not a curated record